GUAUGGACUUUAAGGACAUUCGUAUAAAAUAAAACCAAACUGGGAUAAUUAACUUUACUUAAAUAAGUGCUUUUAAAUGAUGUUUUAUUGGUCAUAGUUAAAAAUGUACACAUGAUUUUUUUAUAAAACUUUACUUUGUAUCAUUCAGAAUUAACCGUGCCCAAUAGAUAGUUAUGUGGAAAAUGAAUCAAGUGACAAUAUUUGUAUUAUAUUUUCAAAUGACAUGUUUAUAUUGUGCGCCAAUACAUUUGCUGCCACAUAUACAGCAGUCAAUUCAAUGGCCACAGUUACAGCAACCUUUUAUGCAAGUGCAACAGGAGAUGCAGUAUCCUUUGGCACAAAUGCAUCAAUUAACAGAGCCCCAGGGGAUGCAACAAUUUCAGUGGCCACAAUUGCACCAACCUUCUGUGCAAUUGGAACCAAUGAGACAUAGGCCACCGAUUGUACCAGCUCAGCAAGAGAUGCUGGAGUCUGAACAAUUGGCACUACAACAGCAAAUGAUGGGGCUCCAACAGUGGCAGGUUUUACAAAAUCUCAUCACGAUGCAUUCGCCUGUUCCGAUGGCUAUACCGGCACCGCUGUUAAUCAUUCUACCAAACCCUCAAGAUUUGACCAAAAGACAGGAAUACACAAAAACAAAAAAACAAAAUGAAAACGAACAGAAACACGAAAUCGAUCAUACAACCGCAGAUUCAGACUCUGUCGUUAUCGAAAAGAAUGAUUCUGAUAACGAAGAAAAAGAAAGUCCCGCUCAAGCAAUUUUACUCUUACCUAAAUCGAGAUUUAGUAUAGGUGGUAUUAUAGCGACUAUUCCAUGGCUCCCUAUAGAAGUGAACGUUCCAGAUACCAUAGCCUGGGGCUAUAAUGGAAUUUCUAAUUGGAUAUCCGGUAUCAUUUCUAUUAUAGGCCAACGAUUUCCAAUAAGAAGACCGCAGACAACUGUAGAUUUUGUAAAACCUACAGAUGAAAUAUCAUCACAAAGUAUGAACAUGAAAAUGUUUUUGAAGCAUUUACAGGGGAAAGAAGAGCCGAUGAUGCCAAUUUUGGUAGUGCCUUUGGGUGAGACAUUAUCACCGUUUCAAAUUAUUAACUAAUUUUGAAAGAAGGAAUACUGAUAUAUCAAAUAGAUGUAGGCGCUACAGAUUUAAUUACAAUUAUUUAAUUUAUUUGUUGCUCAGCUAAUUAUAUUUAAUAAACUGUAUCUCAAGCGUGGUUUCUGUGUGUAAAUAUUAAUUAAAACAC
Messenger RNA from Hyposmocoma kahamanoa, 1242 nucleotides. RefSeq lists its product as uncharacterized. The record is from RefSeq and is a predicted model, not a curated record. The coding region runs from base 174 to 1094 and encodes 306 amino acids. The transcript has 2 exons. NCBI's taxonomy places the organism in Eukaryota, Metazoa, Arthropoda, Insecta, Lepidoptera, Cosmopterigidae.